UCUUUUUCUUUUUUUCAUAUUGACGAUCAGCUUUCAAUCAUGGAUAAUUCAUCAGGAUUUACAAGAGCAUUGCUACAGAUGAUAGCAUCUGAUAUGCCAAUGAUUUUGUCGUUAAUCUUUGGUGGUUGUUGUAGCAACGUCUUUGCCUUGGAAGUUCUUGUCACUGACGCACCAAGGAGCGGUCAGUUAAUCACUUUUGGACAAUUCCUGUUUGUUGCAGUAGAGGGAUUACGACACCAACUCACCUGGGGAACAUACGGACCGAGACUAAAGAAGACAGUUGUUCCCUUGACACACUGGUUGUUCCUAGUCACAUUGUUUUUUAUUGUAUCCUUGUUGAACAAUAUUGCCUUGGGAUACAAUAUAUCAGUGCCUUUGCAUAUUAUUUUUAGAAGCGGUGGACUGAUUGUAAAUAUGAUUUUAGGAACUCUUAUCUUGGGCAAAAGAUACUCUGUAGGCCAAAUCACAGGUGUUAUCUUUGUCACCGCGGGUGUUAUCUGGGCCACUUUAGAUAACGCAUCAUCAAGUGCCGAGAGCAAGACAGGAAAUACAACAGAAUUCAUCACAGGCAUUAUGCUUCUUGUUAUUGCCAUGGUGUUAUCGGCCGGAAUGGGAUUAUUCCAAGAAGUGACAUACAAAAAAUAUGGCAAGCAAUGGCGAGAAGGUUUAUUCUACACUCACUUUCUUGCCCUGCCUUUCUUUCUUAUAUUUUCAAAAGAUCUGCUUGGUCAAGUACAAGAGUAUAACAAGUCACCUUUGAUGCCUCUCUCUGUUAUUUUGGAAGAAGUACCUGUUCUUGGAUCCAUUGCUACAUAUAUCCCUGAUAUAAUCAAGACAGUUUUGCACACCAUUGAAAUCCGUAAACUAUGGGCUUAUCUCAUCUUGAACAUGGUGACCCAAUAUGCAUGUAUUGCUGGUGUAAAUCGAAUGACAUCCGUGGCUACUUCACUCACACUAAACCUUGUUCUCAACCUACGAAAAUUUACCUCCUUGAUCAUUUCUAUCAUCUACUUUGACAACCAUUUUGGGUUUGGUGCUCAAAUGGGAACUGCAAUGGUAGUUCUUGGAACAUUAAUCUAUACGCGUGCUGGACUUAAAUCAAGCCAAAAGACAAACAAUACUAAUGCAUCAGCAUCAGCAAAAGCAAAAUAGACUCUCUACUGUCUCUGCAUUCUUCUUAUAUAUCAAUAAACAAAUUGAAUCAAUCUUUAUAAUUGACUUUAAUAGACAUCAAUCCGUGUCCUCCUAUUUUACCCUUUUUUCGCAGACAGUUAAAGGGAAGUCUUUUGGGAUAGAUUUGCUUUUGAAGAGCUGCAUUAAAAAGCGAUUUCAACAUCAGCAAAGAAAAUGACAC
Molecule: messenger RNA, 1354 nt
Organism: Rhizopus microsporus ATCC 52813
Lineage: Eukaryota; Fungi; Mucoromycota; Mucoromycetes; Mucorales; Rhizopodaceae
Product: UDP-xylose and UDP-N-acetylglucosamine transporter-like protein
Exons: 6
Coding region: 40-1152 (370 amino acids)
Biological process (GO): transmembrane transport
Cellular component (GO): Golgi membrane; endoplasmic reticulum membrane
Molecular function (GO): UDP-N-acetylglucosamine transmembrane transporter activity
Source: RefSeq, a predicted model, not a curated record